Verticillium nonalfalfae is the source of this 1899-nucleotide messenger RNA. RefSeq lists its product as uncharacterized. Bases 1 to 1899 code for a protein of 632 amino acids. The record is from RefSeq and is a predicted model, not a curated record. The transcript is spliced from 4 exons. Lineage: Eukaryota; Fungi; Ascomycota; Sordariomycetes; Glomerellales; Plectosphaerellaceae.
AUGACACGAUUACCGACCAGUCAUUUUGACAUGCGCCGAAGCGACUCCAUCAACUCAUCCACUGCUCUGACUGGCGUGCAGCGAACCAACUCCGGCAUUUCAUCCAUCGAGCACUUGGGGGUCCCGAGGACCGACUCCAGCAGGUCUGCCGCGUCGACGGCCAGUUGGGGUUUGGACUAUCUUCAAGAAGAGAAGAUUGCGCCGCUCAAAUGGAUCAAGUCUCCGGUGAACGUGAGGACAGACAGCAGUAGAGAGGCCAGCGACAAUGGCGAGGAGAACAACAAGAACACCAAUGCCACCACGGCCAACGAGGUCUUGCACCUCUCUGUACGAGAAAAUGCCAACACAAUCGAGCUCUUUUCCGACCUUUUCUUUAUCGCGAACCUGGAAACAUUUACCAGCGCACAUUCAGUCAACAACGUCAACACUCUUGUAGCAUAUAUUUCCUUUUUCAGCAUCAUCUGGUUCACCUGGUUCCAGAUCACCCUCCACGAUGUCCGCUUUUCCUUGGACUCUGGGUACGAACGCGUCUGCAAGCUGGCUCAGUUCUGUAUCUUUGUGGGCUUUGCCUUUGUGGGGUCAUCCUUCGACCCGGAGCAAGAUGGACAAAACAAUCAAAACUUUCGCAUCUUGUGUCACAUCCUCCUGGGUAGCCGCUUUCUCAUGGUCAUCCAGUACUCGGUCGCACUGCACUUCGUUCGGAGGCACACGGAGAGCAUGACCUGGCCCCUUUCGUUGACGAUAGCUACCCUCGUCUUUUCGGGGGGUUCGUUUCUCUCCAUGACGGUGUCCUUCAAUCCGGGGGCCAAGCCUGGUCUGGGUAUCUAUUACUUGUAUUAUGUCAUCUUGGGCGUAGAGGCGGCCGUGACCCUCGGCAUCUCAAUCGUCUGGAGGAAGACGGGAUUCAAGCGCACUCAUCUUACAGAGCGCAUGGGGCUUCUAACGCUUGUCAUCAUCGGCGAGGGCGCCAUUGGAGCGACCAAGACGGUGGGCAAGGUCAUGGGCAACGAUGACGUGCGCCUCGACGCAACUCUACUGAUCGCCUGCAUGGUCUUGAUCUUGCUUCUCUCCUGGAUGCUCUACUUUGACAACCCCCCCGAGUGCAACUUUGGUAGCAUCCGCCAGCAGGUCUGGGCCGUGCUGCACUUUCCCUUCCACCUCGGCAUGAUCGGCAUCGUCGAAGGCUCGCAGCAGAUCAUCCUGGCGUGGCACGUGCUGCGCAGGUUCAUCUCGUUCCGUAAAGAUGUGCGGGUGGCCUGCAUCGAGCAGCACCUCGACGGGGCGGCCCUCGUGCGCGCCAUCACAAAGGCACUGGACGAGCUCAAACUCGACGACGACUCGAACGGCAGGGACUGGCUGCCCCGGAUUCUCGACGAGGUCCGGACGCUCGGCAACACGACCGACGUCUGCUCUCUCGGCAGUCUAGGCGCCGGCACCUCGUCCCUGCCACCGGCCUUUGACACGCUGACGAGGACGCUGACGACGGCGCUCGCCGACUCGGUCAACCCGUCGUCGUCGUCCGCGGCCCUGCCGGCCCAGCACCCGGGCUACAUGGCCAUCUACGCCUACUACUGGGGCUCCCUGUCGCUGGCCCUCGUGUUCCUCGCCCUCUUCAUCCUCAUCACCCGCCGCACCGACCGGCCCCUGACCCUCUCGGACCGCGCCGCGCUCGCCGUCCGCGCCGCCGUCGCGCUCACGGCCCUGGGCCUCGCCGCCGCCGCCGCCUCCGACCGCUUCCUCAUGCUCUACCUCGAGAACGGCGCCACGCUGCCGACAGUCGCCGCCUGCUUUCUGAUCAUCGUCGCCUUCGACCGUUGGGCCAAGGGCGUCAGCGCCAGCCGCCUCAGGCGCGAGCUGACGGGGUCUCUAGAGUACUGGGAUAAGGAGUUACAAGAGUAA